Molecule: messenger RNA, 957 nt
Organism: Tachysurus fulvidraco (yellow catfish)
Lineage: Eukaryota; Metazoa; Chordata; Actinopteri; Siluriformes; Bagridae
Gene: zc4h2
Product: zinc finger, C4H2 domain containing
Exons: 5
Coding region: 167-844 (225 amino acids)
Biological process (GO): positive regulation of neuron differentiation
Cellular component (GO): nucleus
Source: RefSeq, a predicted model, not a curated record
UUCCUUGUUCGCAAAGCUUCAUGGGAUAUUGAGUGUGUAGGAGCUUGUUGUAGUCCUCAGCGCUUUAGCAUCAGUGCUCGCGUUGUUAUGAGCCGAACAGCACGAAUAUAAAACCUCACAGCGCCUUACAUUCGGUCCGCGAGCAAAAAGUGACUUAAACCUGGAGAUGUCGGACGAGCAGGAGAUCAUGAACAAGCUGGAGAAUAUAAAAGACAUCCGUAAUAAGACGGUUCAGAUGGAGAAGCUGAAGACUCGACUCCGCUCCGAGUUUGCGACGCUGGAGUCUGAGGAGAAACACCUGCGAGAGUACAAACAGGAAAUGGAGCUGCUGCUGCAGGAGAAGAUGGCACAUGUCGAGGAGCUCCGCCUCAUCCACGCUGACAUCAACGUGAUGGAGAACACUAUAAAGCAGUCAGAGUGUGAUCUGAACAAACUGCUGGAUUCGACUCGGAGGUUGCACGAUGAGUACAAACCUCUGAAGGAGCACAUCGACAACCUGAGAGCGACGCUCGGGCUGCAGAGACUUCCGGAACUCAGCCGAGAGGAGGAGCGACUGUCCCUCGAUUAUUUUGAGAAGCACAAAGCCGAGUGGCAGACGGAACCCUCGGAGCCUCCGAUCCCAGAAUCCUUAGCGGCAGCGGCAGCAACCGCACAACAGCUUCAGGCAGCUAGGAAACAAGAUGCACGACAACCGGCAACCACUUUCCGUCAACAGCCGCCGCCCAUGAAGGCAUGUCUGUCGUGUCAUCAGCAGAUCCACCGCAACGCCCCGAUCUGCCCUCUGUGUAAAGCCAAGAGCCGCUCGCGCAACCCCAAAAAACCCAAAAGGAAACCUGAUGAGUAACAAACACACACACACACACACACACACACACACACACACACACACACACACACACACACAGAGACACACACACACAGACACACACAUACACACACAUACACACAGACACACAA